CUCGUCUUGCUCGACAAAACACACGUAAAAAGCUCUUCCUUCUUCCACAACACAGAAGAAGAAUGGUUUCUCAGAGUGAAAGUUGCUUGGAGUCUGUACGACGUGGACUGGAAAAACUCGUGUGAGAGUGUGUGUGCGUGGACAACCCACUUUUCUGCCCUUGUGCGUCUUCUGCUUCUAUUCGCCUGUCUCCUUCCACAGUUAUUGUCUUUUCUUGCGCCCGGGAGGGCUUUUCUCUCAUUUUCGUUUUUCCUGGUAGAUCUCGGUGGCAUCCUCCUUCAGGACUGCGUCUCUGCUGCCACCUGUUUCUCUAGAGAACAGUGACCUCGUUAGAAACAGGGCCGCGGCCGUCGCCUCCAGUCGACAUUCCCACUUUUGCAGCGGCCGGUUGACAGCAUUCCAUGUCAUUUCCCGCCCGUGUUGCCCCUCGUCGUCUACAUACGUUUCGGAACUCUUUUAACUCCUGCUGUCGAGCGUUUUCGCGAGCAACAGUGUCUGUCUUCGCAAAAGUACAACUAGAGAGGACUGGGGACAUUGUCUCGUGCCGCACACCGUUGCGCAGUUCUGCAACACUUUCUCUCAGUUUCUCACGCCCCUUUUUUUUCGCACACAAACCGAAGAACUACAUGUCUGUGGUAGUUCGUUCUACAUCGCCUUGUCUUCGCUAAACUGCAGUGUGGCAAACACUCGCGGUCUGUCCGGCACACUGACGAUAUCCUCAACAACCAUUUUAUUCUUUCACUGAUCCUCCCUCCACCAUGGCUGGUACUGGAUCUGGAUACGACCUUUCCGUCUCCACCUUUUCUCCGGAUGGACGCGUUUUCCAGGUGGAGUACGCAGGCAAGGCGGUAGACAACAGCGGUCUGUGCAUGGCUGUUGUGUGCCAAGAUGGAAUUCUUUUUGCCGUCGAAAAGCCCAAGCCAUCUCCGCUUCUCCUUCCUACUUGCCUCCGAAGAAUCGCCGCUGUGACAGAAACGAUCGGCAUCGCAGUGGCGGGGCUGGCGGCAGACGGCCGACAGAUCGUCACGCGCGCGCGCCAAGAGGCCGAAGAAUACAAAAAGACGUUCGGAGUCGAAAUCAGUGGCGGCGUUCUGGCGGAACGCAUUGGGCUCUUCAUGCAUGCCUACUCUCUCUACUGGAGUGUGCGGCCGUUUGGAGCCUCCGUCCUCAUUGGCGCGGUCCAGCAGGAGAGAAGCGAACCUGGUGCGCCUCUCCAGUUCAAGAGCGAGCUCUACUGCGUAGAAACGAGUGGGUGCUGCAGCAAGUACCGGGCAACUGCUUUAGGAAAGGGCCGCCCAUCGGCAAAGACAGAGCUCGAGAAACUGAACUUGGAGACACUGACGACGAAGGAGGCCCUGGAGGCUCUCACCAAAAUCUUCCUGGUUGUUGACGAUGAGGGCAGCAAGGAAGGGAAAGUUGAAGUUGAAGUCGGUCUGAUUGGAAAAGACAGCUGCGGAGUCUUCAAGAUGCUGCCGUCUGAAGAGGUUCGUGCCGCCGUCAAGCGCGCGCGAGAGGCUCUCGACGAAAUGGAUGAAGACUAAGUUGGAAGAGGGGCGGAGAGCCGAGGUCAGAGCCAAGGGGUCGUCGUCGUGAUUACAACAGAGGAAGCACCAGCAGAUGUGGACGAGAGGGUAGGGGCAGGGUGAGGUGGAGACAGACGGUCGAGUGGAGCUUUAAAUACAGCCCAGCAACGAAGAACUAGACAGAGAAAGGUCCGGAAGACGACCAGAGAAAAACCUAAGCCGAAAUCCGUCCCUCGUCACCUUGCUUUUGCACAGCGCCUGCGCCUGCUGUAGUUUUGCGUGGAAGAGACGGAAGAAACUGCAAAGCGGAGAUGCUUCCGUUCAGCUUGCUUUCUGUCGACGCAUUCUCCAGAAGGAAAAGAUCUGUAAAGAAUCAAAACAGAGGAACUCAUGCAGGAAGGGUUGGCAGCAAGCAAAACAUUGCCUAUGAACACAACUCAUGCACGAGACGUGGCUCCUCGGUCAUAUCCAUUCUGCUGUCACAAAAAGCGUCUUUUGUGCCGUGGGCAGAAACAGUUGUACAAGAGCCAACGGUCUGAAGUGAGACUGCAUCAUGUAAUCACUGCUUUCGCAUUUCCUUUUUUCCGAAGAGAUAAAAAACACACGACACCCGUUGUACUGGCGCUGCUUAGCCAAUCC
Messenger RNA from Toxoplasma gondii ME49, 2162 nucleotides. RefSeq names its product peptidase, T1 family protein. The record is from RefSeq and is a predicted model, not a curated record. Lineage: Eukaryota; Apicomplexa; Conoidasida; Eucoccidiorida; Sarcocystidae. The transcript has 4 exons. Gene Ontology annotation, cellular component: nucleus; proteasome core complex, alpha-subunit complex; proteasome core complex. Gene Ontology annotation, biological process: ubiquitin-dependent protein catabolic process. The coding region runs from base 759 to 1541 and encodes 260 amino acids.